Beauveria bassiana ARSEF 2860 is the source of this 1722-nucleotide messenger RNA. RefSeq names its product C6 zinc finger domain protein. The transcript is spliced from 4 exons. The record is from RefSeq and is a predicted model, not a curated record. Lineage: Eukaryota; Fungi; Ascomycota; Sordariomycetes; Hypocreales; Cordycipitaceae. Bases 1 to 1722 code for a protein of 573 amino acids. Gene Ontology annotation, molecular function: zinc ion binding; DNA-binding transcription factor activity, RNA polymerase II-specific; DNA binding. Gene Ontology annotation, biological process: DNA-templated transcription; regulation of DNA-templated transcription.
AUGUCACAAGUACGGAAGCAAGUCUUGACCCGUUCAUCUCUGGCAUGCUUGUCCUGCCGCUCUCGCCAUCAGAAAUGCGACGCCAAGAAACCGAAAUGUACUCGCUGCGGCGAGGCGGAUCGUCAGUGUCAAUACACAAAAUCUCGUCGAGGCGCCAAUAGCGCACGGCAAGACAACCCGCGGCGUCAUCAAAUACCAGACACUCCAAAUCAGCUCGAUGACUACAUGUCGGCGCUCAUCACACCGCCAGAGAUGGAAGGGCCCGCGACGGUCAGCGUCCUGCCCUGCAGCUCUCCAGCACAAGGCCUGACAAGCAAAGAUCUGCCUUUGACGGACCGCAGAGGGGUUUCUUCGAGAAGAGGCUCUGCCAAUCUCGAUUGUGAAGCAAUCGGAAAAGAUGCGCUUCUCGAGGCAUACUAUCAAAAUUUUCACAAAUUCCAUCCCAUGGUGUUGCCUCGCCUCCAUCUCGCCACCUUUCUAGACAACCUCAGCUGGAGGCCCAGGCUGGAACCGCUUCUUGCCGUUCUUAGACUACUGGGCACAAUCUACCUGCGCCAUGAAUGGUCUACUUCUCUGCAAAAUGAUGUCGAGAGUAAGAUGGAGUGCUUGGCAAAGGCAGAUCCCAUUCGUGUUCAAUGCCAUUUACUAUACUCGGCAGCACUUUUCUGGCAGGAUCAGAAGUCAAAAUCUCAAAGCGAAAUGGGCAAGGCGGUAGAGAUUGCGUUACAACUCAAAAUGUUUGAGAGGGACUUCGCAUCGACGCACAGCGAUCAAAAUCCGAUUCUAGCAGAGUGCUGGAGACGAACGUGGUGGAUGGUCUAUGUGUUUGAUGCAUUUUAUGCAGGCACGCUGGGGAGCAUGGGCUUUUCAGUUGUGCAUGUAGACGCGACCGCUGAUUUGCCCUGCGAUGAAGCUCAAUAUGAAUCAGGAGAUAUCCCGGAACCGAAUACACUCCGCGAAUGGGACUGCAGAGAGUUUGACCAAGAGGAUAAGCCAUUUUCUUCCUUUGCCUGUCUUGUGGGCGCCAUCCGAUUCUAUGCUGGACAGCUGGAUUCUUCUUUUACCAAAAUCAAAGAAGCAAGCAGCGUCAUGAUUGGAUUCCAUCGGCCGCUCUCAGAUCUCAAGUUCAACGCCGUCGAAGACAUUUCAAGCUGCGCCCGCGAUCCCGCCCCCGACGGCCCAACCCCAGAGCACAUCAACGUGCACACCGUACGAGUCCUGCGCGCAGUCGAAUCGCAAAUUCGCCUCCUUGCCCUGCCGUCCCGCCCAUUCAACCACACGCCGUUUUGCACAUGCAUGAUUAGCGAGGGGACGCUCGCUCUCCUCUCCGCCUGCAAGUUCUUGCUGCGGGGCAACGAGCUCGCCAUUGCAAGGGACCAGAUACGUCUCACCAUUGGAUGCUUGAAGAACCUGGGCGCUUUGUGGCCGAGAGUAGCACGCAACGUGUCGCAGAUCCAGACGAUUGCGAAACACGUUUUGGGUAUUGAAACGCACAACAGCGCCGCCGACAAGGGUGCGUCUGCGUCUGGCUCUGCGCACUCUGCAACUUCUACUGCGGAGGAAAAUGAAAGCUCUUGCGAAAUGGCCAGUUUGUCGAAUAGUGAUAUCUUUUCAACGAUUCAAGAUUUUGACGAUAUUUGCGGGUGGUAUGACAUUGGCGAGCUGGACCCGGCUUUGCCGUUUUGGUCAGCUAAUCAGGAGGCUUCCGUUGAGAAACAAUGA